This is a messenger RNA of Centropristis striata (black sea bass), 1500 nucleotides long. RefSeq names its product E3 ubiquitin-protein ligase TRIM35-like. The transcript has a single exon. Lineage: Eukaryota; Metazoa; Chordata; Actinopteri; Perciformes; Serranidae. Bases 1 to 1398 code for a protein of 465 amino acids. Gene Ontology annotation, molecular function: zinc ion binding; protein binding. The record is from RefSeq and is a predicted model, not a curated record.
AUGGCUUCCAGAUUAGAGGAAGAACUCUGCUGUCCGGUCUGUCAUGACAUCUUCAGAGAUCCUGUCAUCCUGUCCUGCAACCACAGCUUCUGUAAAGACUGUCUGCAGACCUGGUGGAUGGAGAAAGAGACCAAAGAGUGUCCGCUUUGCAAGAGAAGACAUUCAAAGGAUUUUUUACCCCCCAGCUUUGCUUUAAAGAACCUGUGUGAGGCCUUUUUACAGGAGAGAGAUCAGAGAGGUUCAGAGGAUCUCUGCAGUCUGCACUCUGAGAAACUCAAACUCUUCUGUCUGGACCAUCAGCAGCCAGUGUGUCUCGUCUGCAGAGAUUCAGAAAAACACUCUAACCACAGAUUCAGACCAACUGAUGAAGCUGCACAACAACACAAGAAGGAACUUCAUGAAACUCUGGAGCCUUUAAAGGAGAAGUUAAAGGUUUUUAAAGGAGUUAAAGUGAAGUUUGAUCAAACAGCAGAACGCAUUCAGGUCCAGGCCCGACGCACAGAGAUGCAGAUUAAGGAUCAGUUUAAGAAGCUUCACCAGUUUCUAGAAGAGGAAGAGGAGGCCAGGAUGGCUGCACUGAGGGAGGAAGAGGAGCAGAAGAGUCAGAUGAUGAAGGAGAAGAUGGAGGCUCUGAGCAGAGAGAUAGCAGCUCUUUCAGACACAGUCAGAGCCACAGAGGACCAGCUGAGAGCUGAACACGUCUCAUUCCUGCACAACUACAAGGCUGCAGUGGAAAGAGUCCAGCAGCGCCCCCUGCUGGAGGAUCCACAGCUGCCCUCAGGAGCUCUGAUAGACCAGGCCAAACACCUGGGCAACCUGACCUUCAACAUCUGGAGCAAGAUGAAGGACAUGGUCUCCUACAGUCCUCUGAUUCUGGACCCAAACACUGUUGGUCGAGGACUCCUCCUGUCUGAAGAUCUGACCACACUGAGAGGAGGAAAGGAACAGCAGCUUCCUGAUAAUCCAGAGAGGAUUCAUUCCUACUACUGGUCUGUUCUGGGCUCUGAGGGCUUUAACUCAGGGACUCACAGCUGGGAUGUACAGGUUGGAGACAAUACAUUUUGGUCACUGGGUUUGAUAUCAGAGUCUGUCCAGGAGAAGGGAUGUGCAUGGUCCAGAUGUUGGAGAAUACGUUUCUGUGAUGGUGACUACAGAGCACUCUCUCCAUCUCAUCCAGACACUAUUUUCCCAUUGAGGAAGAAGUUCCAGAGGAUCAGAGUGAAUCUGGACUGGAACAGAGGGAAUCUGUCGUUCUCUGAUGCUGACACUAAAACACACAUACACACCUUCACACACACUUUCACUGAGAGGAUGUUUCCAUUCAUGUACACUGGGUCUGAUCUCCCACUGAAAGUUUUGCCACUGAACGUCUCUGUGACUGUAGAACAACAGAAAUAGAUGAUGAAUCUUUGAGUAACAUGUGACUGUGUUGUCCAGAUCAUGUUGGUUGUCAUGGUUAUGUGGAUGGCAUCUACAGUAUAACCACAAAUAAUAAGAAAA